AUGAACGGACCUGACGGCUUCCUUGUCACCUCUACGGCAGCAGCAGCUCGAGAAAGCUCUUCGUGGCUUAUGCGGAGUGCACGUGGGGCUGGUGUCUCAGGAGAGAACAUGCUUCCUCUUUGCCAGCUGCAACUUUCCACCGAGAAUAAAACGGACUCUUCUAAGUGCCAAGCAGAUGCAGGCGACGCUUAUAGAUAUAUUCAUGCCAACCGUCAGACCCCAAUGACCCCUCAAACGACAGAUAAGGGUGCACUUUUGCAAGACCUUAGCAUCGCGCUCUUCUCAAAGUUGGCGGAAUCGUUGCCGAAGGAUAAGGGGCCCCUUAGCUUUUUGAGCUGGGAAGACGGGAGCUGGUACUGCGGGCAUGUGAGAGAGGGGAGCCUCGAUGGUUUGGGGGUGUACAGGUAUACUGACAACUCAGUGUAUUGCGGUCAGUGGGCUCGCGACCGGCUUCACGGCUUGGGCGUCUUCAUAACGCCCAGUGGAUUCGUCUAUAGAGGCGGCUUUGAGGCAGACAAACAGAGCGGGCCCGGCAUUUUUGUGGUACCGCAAGGACCAACGUUCUUUGGGCACUUCCGCGACGGUCUGUUGCACGGCUUUUCGUGUUGUGUGUCCCCGUCUGGAGCCACUCGACCGCUGUUAGGGGAGUGGCGAGACGGGGAGUUUUUAAGGGCUUUGCCCGUGCAACCGCGCAUUGCAGAUUUCUACUCUCGUGCUGCGGAGUCCUUAGACCUCCUGCACUGCCCGUGGGCCCCUGUGCCCAUUCCUUUGCCGGACGCCUUCAUUUUUGGCAUCUUCAAAGAAGACAUACCACAGGUUCACGCCCCUCCUCGGACGGAACACAAACUGUGUGCUGCCUCCAUACUGGAAGCCCUUCGCGUAGAGCUGCCGAGGAAUUUGUUACAAAACGCUGCAGCCGAAGGUGACUGCCAUCCUGCGCAACCCCAGCAAACAAAGCUCUCCAACGGGCGGCUUCCAGGCUGCUCGAAGCCCAUUGUGAGGAAACGGAAAGCUAGCAUCUUAAAGGCCCAAGGCAAAGAGGCAGCCUCAGCAAGCUCCCGGGCCAAGGGGUCUUGCGGCGAUGCCUGUGGCACGAACGGAGCGACUUCGGCUCCACGAGCCACGACAACAAAAGCUCAGCUCCUGCGGUGGGAAAGCGAAGCUCGAAAGCUCCCUCGUAUUCCACACCUGAAUUACAACCGAGUACUCGGCAGGUGGUACGCUAGGGUUCGAGACCCAGCUAGUGGCCGCCGAAUAUGGAAAGGAUAUACUUGCGCAGUUCACGGCUUCUUCCAGGCCAGGGACAUGGCAAUUGACCGGUUGAGGCAGUUCAGCCAGCUUGUCUCGCCCCUGCCCAGCGCAACCCCAGAAGACCCCGUAGCAGCAGAAGAGGGCCAACAGCCCCCUGACGUAGCCACUUCACCUCAUCAGCAGCUCCAGCAAGAUCAAGGACAAGAAGAACCCUACGGAGAUGCUCAGCAGCCCAACGCAGCUGUAGAUAUAUGCCCCCUCUCUGGCCCACCCGAAGUAAGACGACCUUCCGAAGAGGCCUUCACACAAGGGGCCGCUCCUCCUGUCGCUGCAGCGCCAGCACCUGUUUCUGCCACUUGCGACUCUGUGCAACUGGCGCCCUACGACGUGGUUACUCCUUCUACAUCAGGAACCCAGGAAGACGGGGGCACUUCAGUAGAGGAGAAGAUUACUCCAGGGGACGGGAGGGAAGACAGUCCAUCACGCGUUGGACUUUGCUCUGGCAAGGCAGCCGCGCCUGUUGCACUGGAGGCCCCGUGCAGUUCCACCGCUGACGAUACAGCUGAGCCGCUGGAAUGUGGUUCGAAGUUUUGCAAUACUACAAAGGAGCAUUCAUCUGUCUUUCAGUCUUCCGAACUGGCCUGUGGGGCAGAGACGUCAGAAGGCUCUUGCGUACAGCAGGAAAAGGGUUUCGUGCAGGACGAAGAGAGCAUUUCGUGCAGCAGGUUAACAACAGCAGACUGUAGUGAUUCUGCACUUAGUCGCUGCACCCCUACAUAUUAUGAAAGUGCCUGA
Eimeria acervulina is the source of this 2046-nucleotide messenger RNA. RefSeq lists its product as hypothetical. The record is from RefSeq and is a predicted model, not a curated record. Bases 1 to 2046 code for a protein of 681 amino acids. The transcript is spliced from 2 exons. Gene Ontology annotation, cellular component: cytosol. Lineage: Eukaryota; Apicomplexa; Conoidasida; Eucoccidiorida; Eimeriidae.